Molecule: messenger RNA, 1392 nt
Organism: Alternaria burnsii
Lineage: Eukaryota; Fungi; Ascomycota; Dothideomycetes; Pleosporales; Pleosporaceae
Exons: 1
Coding region: 1-1392 (463 amino acids)
Source: RefSeq, a predicted model, not a curated record
AUGGUCACCCAGCGCAGAUACUCGGUCACGGGCCAGACGCCCCCGGACGAUGCUGAAGCCAUGAAGGCGCGCUCUCCCAAACUCCAGCCUCUUGAUACUAGUGUGCAAACAACGCCGUGCGGCUACUGUGACGGCGCGCCGGAGCUGAGUACGAGCAGCGAGGAUAGCGCCGCCAGCCAGCGGAGAGGACGCAACAUGUCCCAAAAGGGUACCAUUGUACGCACUUCGAGCAAACGAUCUGCCACCCAGCUACCUUCGCCCAGCUCGCCCACGCACCAGCUGCCGCCCAAGAUGCCGAGAUACAGACUCAACGUGGACAUAGACAUAGGCUCCGAUACAGACACGGACUCGGACGACGCCGACUUGCUGGGAGAUGGGAGCGAGCACAGCGACUGCCACGGCUUCGAGAGCCAGGCCACUUCGUUUCCGUCAACUCCCGAGCACUCGCAACAGUACGGCGUAUCGACUCUGCCCGAUGCCACGCGUUUGGAAGGUCUGCAGCUGUAUGCCGAGGAAAGACCCGACGACGAUGAGCACAUGGACGACUACGCGCUUUCCCCGUCCCAUUCUAGAAACAACAGCCUCGACCGCAUCCAGCUCCAUGGGCCCAACGAUGUGCACAAGGAUUGGGCCGCACACAUUGCCCUGCACCAAGAAAAGGCAGAGAUUAUUCAUAUGGAAGAUAUUCAGGCCACAGCAGUCCAUGAUAUCGAUACACUCUCUACCAAUGACAUGACCAUGACGCCCGCACCACCCACCUUCGUUACACUGCCACCAGAAAUCCGCCAUCAGAUCUACCGCAAUUGUGAGAACCUCGUCAUUGACAAACCCCUCGUAUACUGCAUCUCCACCUUUGACGGCCAGAUGCAGCACGCUCUCGCCUCGGUAUCCCGCCUCGUCCGCUCCGAAGCUCUCGCCAUCUUCUACAGCUACAAUCUGUGGGUCAUCAAAGUCGAGUUCAAGAUGAUGUACGAGGCCUUUCAAGACUGGAUCAUCCGCCUGGGGGACGGCGCAGGGCUGCUAAGGCUGGUCAGCUUCUCGGUGCGUGGCUCGCUGUUCAAGCCCAGAAGGAGUCAUACACAGAGUGUAUUGAUCCAUGGACACCUUGUGCAGCUUGCUCCGGGCGUUAUUGGGCCAGCGACGACACGAGAGGAACUGUAUUGCCCACCGGACGGUGACGCCAGUUUCAAGAUUGAUCUCAGUGAAAAGUUUGCUGGUGGCAGGGUGCAGUUGGUGCGGAAUGACGGCACGAGAGAGGCAGGUGAGCAAGCAAGAGCUCAUCUGGGCAAGAUGGUGGAGGUGCUCUGGGUGAAGAGAAAAGCGGGAACACUGAACGGCCAGGAUUGGAUUGACAUGGUGGAUGGCUUCAUUACCUUCAUCGGAGGCUGGUGA